AUGUCUGCUGAUAUAUCUGGGUCGUCGCUACCGUCCCGGAUAGCAUCGUUGGUUCAUGCACAUUUCGAUGCUCUGCCAACGCGCAGUAAACCAACCAUAUUUCCGGAUGGAUCAAGGGAAUGGAUUCCAAUGACUGGUAUUGUGGCUGUUAAAGGAGAAAACACACCCUCGGAAAGUCUGACCUGCAUAUCUGUCACGACGGGCGCAAAAUGCUUGCCGGCAUCUCAUAUCCCACGCUGCAGGGGCCUUGUCCUACAUGACUGUCAUGCCGAGAUAUUGGCCAUCCGAGCAUUCAACUAUUGGCUUUUGACGGAAUGUAACAGUGUGCUAUUUCGGGAAAAGCAAUUCCCAAAUGGCCAUGACAAUUCCGCCCCCGAUAAUGAAAAAGUCUCGGGCUCUCCAUUCAUACAGCGGAGAAAACUUGAAGAGAAUGAAGAUGGUACUUCCAAAUUACGCACAGAAUGGCCGCCUUUUGAGCUUCAGCCUGACAUUAAUAUCUACAUGUAUUGCACAUGUGCUCCAUGCGGCGACGCAAGUAUGGAGCUCUGCAUGGCAGCCCAAGAAGAUGCAACACCGUGGGAAGUCCUACAGCAAGAAGGCCCUUUACCAAAAUCUCAAGACGCAGAGGUCCCUGGUGCAGAGACCCUUCUAGAUGGCCGGGCCCACUUCUCUCUUCUCGGAGUCGUGCGUCGAAAGCCAGCUCGCAUGGACGCCGAGUCCACACGCAGCAAGUCCUGCUCAGAUAAGCUUGCAUUGCGGCAGGUUUCCUCCUUGUUGUCUUGUAAUACCAGUCGCCUCGUUGCUCCCACCGAAAACGCCUAUCUCGCAGGUCUGAUUCUUCCUGAGGAUGAGAUCAGUCAAGUUGGCUGUGACCGCUCCUUUGGCGAGAACGGCCGGAUGCAGGCUUUGCGUGGGCGAUCUUGGCCUAGUGAGACCAAGUUUCAAGAAAGCACGCCAGGGUAUCGAUUCCGGUCAUUUCAGGUUCUUUCGGUGCCAAGUGAAGAGGUGGCGACACUUUGGCCUUUUGCGAAGCAGAAGUCCGUGCCUUGUCCUGCGUUAUCUUUGGAGCAGGAAGGAGACCCUUCAACGCCUGGUGCAAGAUCUAGUAAGUCCCGACCAGGUAAUGUGAGCGCCGUUUGGAUAUUGGCUCCCUCGUAUCACCACCCGUCGGCAAUGACCAUGGAUAGCGGCAGCAAGUCAGUGCCAACCCUUUGCCGUUCCAAAACCGGUUUGUAUGAGACUAUCAUCAACGGAGUGAAGCAAGGAAACCGGGCAUCCUCGCCUGGUGCCCGUGGGGCCUCUUCUCUAUCACGGGCUAAGCUUUGGGCUCUUUUUCGCGAAAUUUCGCCUGCCUCGGUUCCACGUAUCUAUCCAGCCGAUUUUCCCCCAGCCGAAUCGCUAGCGGGUGCUGCGGAAAUUGAAGCUUCGCACGUCAAUACAGUUCAACACCACAUGCCAGAUAUAACCACCUACCAGGAUUUCAAAAAUCCUAGCAGCUUGGAAGACCCAUUGCACAUCCGUAUGCAGGCCAUCGGAGAUGCGAAACUGGUUCUCAAGGGAUGGGUGCCUAAUUCAGGAGAUGAAUAUUGGGCCUUAGAUGUUUUAGUUGACCCCAAAAAACGAAAGCGUUGA
This is a messenger RNA of Penicillium coprophilum, 1632 nucleotides long. Its product is annotated as tRNA-specific adenosine deaminase. The transcript is spliced from 3 exons. Gene Ontology annotation, biological process: tRNA wobble adenosine to inosine editing. NCBI's taxonomy places the organism in Eukaryota, Fungi, Ascomycota, Eurotiomycetes, Eurotiales, Aspergillaceae. Gene Ontology annotation, molecular function: tRNA-specific adenosine-37 deaminase activity; RNA binding. The coding region runs from base 1 to 1632 and encodes 543 amino acids. The record is from RefSeq and is a predicted model, not a curated record.